UAGAGGCAGCACAGUGGGGUAUCAGCUACAGCCAGCACUAGUCACUCCAACCAGUACUUGGGAACCCCAGUAACGUUGUCCAUUGUUUCUCACAUAAGCCAGGAUGCGCUACUCAGUACUCGCUUGGGCGGUCUCCAUGCUAUAUGUGUGGGGCGUCAGAAGCGAGGCUUCAACAGUCACUGUGGCCAAGAACACUGGUAAAGGUGGUGACGAUUGGCAGAUUCAACCCAAAGGGGGCAAUGAUUGGGAGAUUCAACCUAAGGGGGGCGAUGAUUGGCAGAUUCAACCAAAGCAAAGUAGUUUCGUGUCCUGUGGAGAGCACACCCUAGAACCCGGCACUUCGGUAGGGAUUCAGUCCAAGAACUUUCCCAACCAAUACCCCAACCGCCAUAAUUGUGUGUGGACCUUCAAGGCAUCAGCUUCAGACUCCACCAUCUCCAUCGACUGCGCCACAUUCAAUUUAAAGAAUUCCAGGAGGUGCAGGGGUGACGUUCUCCUCCUUGAAGACGGCAAUACAUUAAACAACAGAUUCUGCGGCAACCUUGGAACUCUCAGUGAAGGAGGCGACACUGACCUUUUGAAUAUUGUUUUCAAGACAAACAGAAGAGGAAAAGCUCAAGGUUUCUCCUGUGUUGUGUCCGCCUCUGGUAAGUUCCUCGGUGACUGGUAAAGUUCAGUAUAAACC
Messenger RNA from Homarus americanus (American lobster), 685 nucleotides. Its product is annotated as astacin-like metalloendopeptidase. Lineage: Eukaryota; Metazoa; Arthropoda; Malacostraca; Decapoda; Nephropidae. The coding region runs from base 104 to 670 and encodes 188 amino acids. The record is from RefSeq and is a predicted model, not a curated record. The transcript has 6 exons.